This is a messenger RNA of Closterium sp. Naga37s-1, 3282 nucleotides long. Lineage: Eukaryota; Viridiplantae; Streptophyta; Zygnematophyceae; Desmidiales; Closteriaceae. The record is from the annotation of a GenBank genome assembly.
AUGGAUUUCGAGGGUAACACAAACCGCAUCAUAGCGUCCAUUCGCGAGGCGAAGGCGCGAGGCGCGUCGUACCGGAUCGGGCCGGAGUUGGAAAUUACGGGCUACGGCUGCGAGGACCACUUCCUCGAGCAUGACACGUGCCAGCACGCCUGGGAGUGUCUAGCCGCCAUCAUCGCAAGCGGCGCUACAGCCGGCAUCCUGUGUGACAUCGGGCUGCCAGUGGAGCACCGCGGGGUGCGCUACAACUGCCGGGCGCUCGUCCACAGCCGUCGGAUCCUGCUGCUGCGCCCCAAGAUGGAUCUGGCGAAUGAUGGAAACUACCGGGAAACGCGCUGGUUCGCCACGUGGAAGCGGUUGGGAGUGGUAGAGAGCGUGCGGUUACCAGCGGUGGUUACCGCGGCGUGUGAGGGGCAGCGGGAGGUGCCUAUUGGGGAUGGCGUGCUGGAUCUGCUGGAUAGCACCCUGGCGAGUGAGACGUGUGAGGAGCUCUUCACCCCUCUAGCUCCUCACAUCCGAGCGGCACUGGCGGGGGCAGAGGUGGUGGGCAACGGCAGUGGCAGCCACCACGAGCUGCGCAAGCUGGGCACGCGUGUGGGGCUGGUGCAGUCUGCUACGAGCAAAGCAGGGGGGGUUUACUUGUAUGCCAACCAGAAGGGGUGCGACGGCGGACGUCUAUACUAUGACGGGUGUGCGAUGGUGGUGGUGAACGGGCAGGUGGUGGCGCAGGGAUCGCAGUUCACAUUGGCUGACGUCGAGGUGGUAACCGCUACAGUGGACCUCGACCAGGUGGCGAGCUACAGGGGCGCCAUCAGCAGCCUGAGGGAGCAGGCCUCAGCCUCCGCCGCAGCACCCUCCACCUCCUUCCCCUCUCUUUCCUCCGCCGCCUCUCCUGCCCCGCCCAUCGUGCGCAUCCCCUCCGACAUCUCAAUCUGCCAUCCUUCAUCUGCGAGCCUUACUCUCGCCAUCUCCCAUCCCCUCCAGAUUCGCUACCACUUGCCUGAAGAGGAGAUAGCUCUGGGCCCGGCGUGCUGGCUGUGGGACUACCUGAGACGCAGUGGGGCAUCGGGCUUCCUGCUGCCGCUGUCGGGCGGCGCUGACAGCUCCUCUGUGGCCGCCAUUGUGGGGUGCAUGUGCCAGCUGGUCGCUAAAGGCGCAGUGGGGCCUCUGGCUUCCCGCUGCCGCUGGGGCGGUGCUGACUGCUCCUCGGCGGCUGCUAUUGUGGGUGGGGUGCAUGUGCCAGCUGGUCGCCAAAGGGUCAAUCAAGUCGAGUUCGGACUUGACUUUAAGGGAAUCGAGCAGGGGCGUGCAGCGCAGUGGUUGCAGAGCGAUUCACAUUCACGCCUGUCCCUUCUCUCUCCCUUACGCUGCCUCCUCACAGCUAUAGCAGAGGGCAACGAGCAGGUUCAGAAGGACGCAGAGAGAAUCACAGGGCUAUACCUGGCGGCCGGAGCGGGAGAAGAAGAGCAGAAGCGGCAUGCUGCUAUGGCCACGCGAUCGCGAACGAAGCAGCAGGCAUCGGAGAUAGGCCCGUGGCACGUGGACACAAGCAUAGACUCCGUGGUGGCUGCGGUUGUGGUUUCUUGUCUCUCCUCUCUCCUCCCCCUCUCCUGCUUCUCACCCCUCUCUCUCCUCCCCCUCAUCUCCCUCUCACCUCCUCCUCACGCACUCAACUCCCAGGCCACGCGAUCACGAGCGAAGCAACUGGCAUCGGAGAUAGGCGCAUGGCAUGUGGACACGAGCAUAGACUCCUUGGCCGCUCCUGUUGCCACAAGGGCAAGGGCGAAGCAGCUGGCAUCGGAGAUAGGCGCGUGGCACUUAGACACGAGCAUAGACUCCGUGGUCGCUGCUCUCGUGGCUCUCUUCCUCACUGUCACCGGCCUGCGACCGCGCUACAAGGUGGUGAGCAGCUUUGGCCAUCCCCCUCGUGCCUCUCUUCCUCACAGUCACCAGCCUGCGUCUCCACUACAAUGUCUUUUGAGGCGUCUCAAAAGGCAUCUCCACUACAAUGUGGGUCGACCAGGGAGGGAGGGCACAACUCGAGCUGUAUUGUGGGACACAUCGCCACUUCUCCCUCCCGCUUCUCGUCUCCCCGCCCCCUCUCGUAGCUGGAUAUCAGCAGAGAACCAGGCAGAGCAGAAUUCAGGCGCACCUGCGCAUGCUGCUCGCCUUCCUCUCUUCGUAUCUCGCCUACCCUCCCGUCUUGCUCAUCUCUCCCCGCCACCAAACAACCCCCCCCCCCCACACCAGCUGGAUGGCGGCACAUCAGCAGAGAACCUCGCCUUACAGAACAUCCAGGCGCGGCUGCGCAUGGUGCUGGCUUUCCUCUUCGCCCAGCUGCUGCCCUGGGUGCGCGGACACGGGGGGAGAGGGGGAGGAGCCGCAGGGCAGACGGGGGAGAAGGGGAAGGAGGAGGGGCGGAAGGAGAGCACUGCUGACGGACAGCAAAGGGGAGGGGAGGGAGGAGGAGGGGGAGGGGGAGAAGAGAAGGUGCCAGUGGAAGGGGUGUUGGAGAGGAGCAAGGGGAGGGGAGGUGGGUCGGAGCAGUGGGGGGGCGGAGGGGGCUUUCUGCUGGUGCUGGGCAGCGCCAACGUUGAUGAGGCUCUGAGAGGGUACCUUACUAAGUGUCAACGUGGACGCAUUGCACUAAGGGACUAUCUCACUAAGGUGUUCUCUCCAAGGGAGCAUUGCGUAUCACACUUAUCGCUGUUGUGCCAAGUCUACCUCAAGACCACCAUCCACCCGUUCCUUCCUUCUGUCCCCGUGGCUCACUCUCCCCGCUGCUCACUCUCCCCGUUGCUCACUCUACUCUCCUCAGUACCGCAUCUAAAGCAGGACAACCGCUUUGACCUGCGGCAGUUCCUGUACAACGUGCCAUGGCCGCACCGCCCUCUCCAUUUGUUUCUUUCCCCCUGGCCCACUACACCUCCUUCCCACGCUUCCCCCACCCAUCCCCUUCCCCCUGGAAGAGCUAUUUCACAGAAGACAACCUGCGUCGAUGUGUGGCAGUUCCUGUGCAACGAGCGGUGGCACCACCCCCAUCUCCCCUUGCGUCUUCCCAACCCCCUCCCCUUCACCCUCCCCAUCCCCCGUGUUCAGAACUACUCACCGGAGGACAACCGCUUUGACCUGAGGCAGUUCCUGUACAACGUGGCAUGGCCGUGGCAGUUCAAGCGCAUCGACCAACUCGUGGCAGAACAUGAGGCCGCAGCAGCAACAGGCGCAGCAGGUGCUGCUGCUGCUACAACGCCACCAGUUGAGGGCGUGGAUGCAGCAGCAGCGUGA